Molecule: messenger RNA, 1867 nt
Organism: Centruroides sculpturatus (bark scorpion)
Lineage: Eukaryota; Metazoa; Arthropoda; Arachnida; Scorpiones; Buthidae
Product: poly(A) RNA polymerase, mitochondrial-like
Exons: 9
Coding region: 107-1867 (586 amino acids)
Biological process (GO): mitochondrial mRNA polyadenylation
Molecular function (GO): poly(A) RNA polymerase activity
Source: RefSeq, a predicted model, not a curated record
CGUAGUGUCGGUCGUGGUUCUAGGAGAUAAAGUUUUAUAAAUUUGAAAGUAUUUUCCGCUUUUAUUUGUUAUAAUUACGUGUUUAUCGGGUUUUGGAUUGCCGGUAAUGAACUUAAAAAUGCAUAAAUGUUGGAGGCAUUUAUGGAAUUGCACCGUUUAUGAAAGGUGUAAUGCAUCGAAGUCUCAUCGUUAUAAACACGUUGAAUCGUGGAAUCACGUGCAAAAGUUUAUGUGUUCAUCAUUGCCUACGGAAUCACCAGAACUUCAUUCUGAAGGGAAAAGUUAUAACAACAUGCUUUUAGAGCAUAGACAACGAGCACGUUCAAGCAUCAUGGUUGAAGUUAAAUCGUAUUAUUCUUUGUUUCAUUUAUGUCAACAAAUAGAAAAAUUUACCAAACCUAAGAAGAUAUUGUAUCAAAAAACAAGUUCUGAAAAGGAAUAUUUUCUGAUUGAAUGUGAAAAUCCAACUCACAUGAGGUUUUUACUAGAUGAAUGUAAAUAUCUACAAACGGACGCAAUACCAGUUUAUUCUAGGAUUUUAAAAUUUAAUAAUAGAAGCGUAGAUAAGGAAAAUAGUUUAGCAAUAGCUUGUGAUAUAUUAUCUGCUCCUUCAGAAAACAUAAUUAUGAAGACUCUAUUAGAUGCAAAUGAUAUUACGCAUCAAAUGUUAGAAUUAAAAAGGUGUGAACAGCUUUCGGAUCUAGAUAUCAGACUGAGGUUUUUUGUUUGUUCGUUAAUAGAAGAUUGCGUAAGUGGAUUAUUUCCUCAUGCUUUAUGCUUGCCAUUUGGUUCUGCUGUGAAUGGAUUUGGUUGCUAUUCUGGUGACUUGGAUAUCAAUUUACAACUAUGCAAUGAACAGAGAGAAACAAAGACCCCGUUAUGUUUUCUUCCUAAACCGAUGUUGACAAAUGAUAGAGCGCAGUUACAACGUACUCUAGAAACAUUUGCCGACCUCUUACAAAUAUUUGUUCCUGGUGUGUCUCAUAUGGUGCGAAUACUGAAAGCUCGUGUUCCAAUAUUGAAAUUUCAGCAUGAGAUAACCGGAAUCUGGUGCGAUUUAUCAAUGAGUAACAAAAAUGCAAUUGACAUGGCUGAAUUUCUCUUCACUUAUGGAGAAUUGGAUCCCCAUGUUAGACCAUUAGUGUAUACAAUCAGAAGGUGGGCAAGAAAAUGCAAAUUGACUUCAGAUGUUCCCAAUGCACAAAUCACUAACUUUUCUCUUCUCCUCAUGAUUAUAUUUUUUCUUCAAAAGCACUCUCAACUCCAUUUACCAUCAAUGAAUCAGCUUAAAAGUUUAAUUGAAAAGAAAAAUUCUUCAGAGGAUCCUAAUACAGAUCACUUUAAAACUUCAAAAUCAGAGCCCUGUAACCUUGAUACUUUGCUGAAAGAGUUCUUUGCAUAUUAUGCUACAUUUGAUUUCAAGAAGAAUGCUUUAUCAUUAUUGAAAGGUCAAAUAACUUCUAAACCUGAUUACAGCAGUCUCUACAUUCAUAAUCCUAUAGAAUUAGGAUUAAACGUGAGUAAAAAUGUAAGUUCAGAGGAGUUAAAUAAUCUAACAGAAGCCAUGGGAUCGGCUCUGUGGCAGUUGGAAAAAACUGAUGGGACCAAACAGUCCGAACCAUGGGGAAUAUUAAAGUUAUUUGAUGCGCAGAAUAAAAGCAGGUACUGGCAAGAAUGGGAGAAAAAAUUUCAAAUUAAAACUCUGUUCAACAAACAGAAAGCCAGUUCCAGUAAGGAUAACAGUAAAACCAAAGAUGAUCCUUUUAUAUAUGAAGUAGAGAGUAAUUUCGUAAAUAAUUUAUCAGAAAAACAAGGAAAGAAGUUAAAAAAGAGAACAAAAUUUUAUACACACUUUCAACAAGAUUAA